AUGAUAUCUCUGGCUACCUCAUCGAGAAUAAAAUGCCGUCCAUCAGAACCCAUAGGGCGGCGCAAAUCCAUCCACUCGAUCAGCCCCGUAGCGGGCUCCAACUUCAGCGGCCAGAUCUCGUCCAAAGGCCCCGUGUACAAGAAGCUCAGCUCCGUACCCCUCAGCCCCAUGACGGCCACCAGAACCUCCUUCUCGCCCCCACCACCCAUCUCCUCCCCGUGGACGGAAGCCCUGGACAAACUCAACCACAACCACUCCUUCGAGAAUAAUUACGAAGAUAAAUUGUGCAAGAUCAAGAUGAAUUACCGAGCUCAGUUGGACCAAUUGUCCCAAGAUGCUCCAGCCCCUAAUCCGUGGGGGACGGUCAAGGUGAUCGACUUCGCUCAUGCGUUCUUCAAUGAAGAUGAGAAGACGGUGGAUUAUAAUUUCAAAGAGGGUUUGGAUAACUUUGUGAGUAUAUUCGAGAAUCUAUUGCGGGAGACAGACGAUCAGGUGUUUUGA
Molecule: messenger RNA, 501 nt
Organism: Zerene cesonia (dogface butterfly)
Lineage: Eukaryota; Metazoa; Arthropoda; Insecta; Lepidoptera; Pieridae
Exons: 2
Coding region: 1-501 (166 amino acids)
Source: RefSeq, a predicted model, not a curated record